GUCCCAGCAGGUUCUGACCCCGCCCCCUUCUCCCCCGCGCAGAUGCGUCACGGCUCGCGAGCUCCACUCAGAACUGCCCCAGGGUGGAAGUGGCAGGAUCUUGGUCCUUGGAACCCCAAGGAAGAGAAAUCCUACUGGAGAGGAAAACCCCAUCUCUGCCUCCCCCCAACCCCAACCAAGUGCUGCCCCAUAGAAAGGUUCACCUUCUCAAAAACUGAGUAACUUGGGGGAAGGUGGGAAAAGAAUCAGGAAAGUCUUCAGGUAGCCAGUUAAAGUGUCGAGAAGAGACUUGUAGAUUGUGAACUGGAUAUUGGAUUCCUAAAGGUUGCAUUGAUCUCAGCUGAAGUGAGGCUCCCCAUCCAACCACCCGAGGGAAUGAUGUCUACAAGACCAAGCCUGGCUGCCCCUCAGUGCCAAACUCCCCUGAAUCAAGAACUACCAGUAGUGAAACUUGAAGAGUUUUCUUGGGAGCAGGAAUCCAUCCAUGGAGGAAGUCUGCCCAGACGUGAAGCCUGCCGACAGCGUUUCAGGCACUUCUGCUACCAGGAGGCAGCUGGCCCAAAGGAAGCUCUCAACAGACUCCGGGAGCUUUGCUGCCAGUGGCUAAGGCCAGAGGCCCACACCAAAAAACAGAUCCUGGAGUUGCUGGUGCUUGAACAGUUCCUUCUUGUCCUGCCUGGAGACAUUCAGGCCUGGGUGCGUGGGAAGCAUCCCAAGAAUGGCGAUGAAGUGGUGACCCUUGUGGAGAAUUUGCAGACAGAGCCUAACAAAGCAAGGCCCACGGUCCUUGGCCACACACCCACAUGGAUAGUGCCCUCAGAGAAGCCAACAGCCCUGACCAUUGGAGAGGUGCCCCAGAAACCCCAACCAGAACCAGCCAAGCCUUCAAAGGAGGGGAAGUGGAGUCUUCUAGCUAGGUCCAAGCCUAGCCUACAAGGAGAAUUCCAUCUCUACCAAGAGAGAGGCUCAGCUGUUACUCAGGGCCCUGCCCCUUCCCAGGAGGAGAGAUCCAGAGACCUGGAGUUGGCAACUGUUCUGGAGUCUCUGACAUUUGAGGAUGUCGUAGUGGAGAAAGUGUGGCCUGCGCCCUCUCUAGGGCUUGGAAUUGGAACAGAGAAUAGGGAAAAAAUAAAGCAAGAAAGUUCAGAAAAGCCUGCAACCAUUCCAGGAAAGGUAGGCAACGAUAUUUCCUUGAUGCCCAACAGGGAAGAUAUACAAGAGACUCACUGGGGGGCUGAAAGGCAAUGGGGCCCUACUGCUUCAGAGAGUAAAGGAACACCCCCCCCUAGUAAAAGUGAAGUUUGGGAAAUAAAAGUCUGUGAUGUCCGAGAGAAACUUGAGCCUGAGGAGACACCAAAGACAUGCCCUGAGUGUGGAAUAAGCUUUUCCCAGUUGUCAUGCCUUCAGGCACACAGAAGAACCCAUGAUUCCCUCAAGCCAUACCAGUGCCCAUGUUGUGGGAAAAACUUUGGCCGUGGCUCCAUCCUCAAGCUGCAUCUGAGAACACACACAGAUGAACGUCCGUAUGUGUGUUCUGAGUGUGGGGAAUGCUUCCGGCAGAGUGGUCACCUGAGAAAACACCAGCAGAUCCAUUCUGCAGAGAUGGCCUUCUUAUGUGCUGAUUGUGGACAGGGUUUCCACCGACGGUCCAGCCUCCUGCGACAUUUACAUGCCCAUGCCAGGGAAACAGAACAGGACAUCAAACCAGCCUUCCUGUGUUCCAUCUGUGGGCAGGGUUUCCAGCGGCAUGCCAAUUUCCAACGCCACCUGAGUCUCCAUGCAGAGGAGAAGCCCCUUCAAGGUGUUGAGUAUGGCAGAAGUUUUCUUCAGGGUACCAGCAACCACCAGCAGCAGGAAGCUCCCAUUGAGCAGAAGCCUCAUGUGUGUGGUGAAUGUGGCAAGGCCUUCCAGAGGAAUGAGCAUCUGGUCACUCACCAACGGAUACAUACAGGAGAACGGCCCUUCUCCUGCGAGGACUGUGGACGUGCCUUUAGCCAGAGCUCCCAGCUAGCCAGUCAUCGCCGUGUACAUACUGGUGAAAAGCCCUAUGCCUGUUCUGAGUGUGGAAAGCACUUCGUGCGCCGGGCUGGCCUUGCACGCCAUAUGCUGACUCAUGGUGGAGAGAGGCCCCAUCACUGUAGCCAGUGCAACAAACGCUUCAGCCAGAGCCAGGACCUGAGCCGCCACCAGCGCAGCCACACUGGUGAACGGCCAUGCCGCUGUAGUGAGUGUGGGGAACGCUUCAGCCAGAGCGCUCACUUGGCUCGUCAUCAGCGUAUACAUACAGGGGAAAAACCUCACCCCUGUGACACAUGUGGCCGUUGCUUCCGAAACAGCUCCAACCUGGUACGGCACAUUCGGACCCAUACUGGAGAGAGGCCAUACCUCUGCAAAACCUGUGGAAGGAGCUUCCGCCGCAACGCCCACCUGCAGCGCCACCUUGGGACUCAUCCAGCAACUGAUGCUCUGGGAACAGGCAAAGACAUAAAAGAGCUUGGGGGGCCAAUCAAGGAGGCUCCUCAGCAGUGUCAGCAGUGUGGAAAGAGCUUCAGCCGGGGCUGUAACCUGCUUAGGCAUCAAGCCAUCCACACAGGUGCCAGACCCUAUACCUGUAGCCAAUGUGGGCGGAGCUUUAGCCGCAAUUCUCACCUGAUGAGACACCUGAGGACCCAUGCCAAGGAGACUCUGUAUUAGGCAUCCCUGAAAUCCUUACUUAGCCAAGACCCUGAGCCACCCCAGAGGGAUCUGUGCUGGGCUUGCUUACUGCCACUCUUCAAACAGGACAGAGAAAGUGGCCUCAUCAGGCCAUCUCAUUCCCCAGUUGUGCAUCAUUCUCAUAUUCCUCCCUAGGUUUUUCCUCAGCCUUUCCUCUCAAAACGAGUAAAGCAAAAUAAUUGCCUUUUUAAA
Messenger RNA from Phascolarctos cinereus (koala), 2907 nucleotides. It is a transcript of the gene ZSCAN10, whose product is annotated as zinc finger and SCAN domain containing 10. Gene Ontology annotation, molecular function: DNA-binding transcription activator activity, RNA polymerase II-specific; RNA polymerase II cis-regulatory region sequence-specific DNA binding. The record is from RefSeq and is a predicted model, not a curated record. NCBI's taxonomy places the organism in Eukaryota, Metazoa, Chordata, Mammalia, Diprotodontia, Phascolarctidae. Gene Ontology annotation, cellular component: nucleus. Gene Ontology annotation, biological process: regulation of transcription by RNA polymerase II.